Messenger RNA from Naegleria gruberi, 1836 nucleotides. RefSeq lists its product as uncharacterized. Lineage: Eukaryota; Heterolobosea; Eutetramitea; Acrasida; Naegleriidae. Bases 1 to 1836 code for a protein of 611 amino acids. The transcript has a single exon. The record is from RefSeq and is a predicted model, not a curated record.
AUGCUUCAGAAGAAGAACAAGAUGAAUGGCGCACUGUUCCUCGCAGUAGCACUAUUGUUUGUUCUUAAUGUUCUUAUUGUAAAUAUGCAACAUGUAGUUGAGAGUUUAACAUUGCAUUCCAAAGUGGGAGAGAACAAACAAGCAGCAGCAGCAACUGUUGGUGUUGGUGGUGAAUUUGUCAAGUUGAGUGGUAAUUGGCUUAACAUUCCAAACAUUUCCAAUUUCAAAUUGCAUGUUCGAUCAAGAGUUGAUUCAAUGAUGGAUAUUACCAUUCAUGGCUUUAUUAGAAGAAAUGAAGGUGAUAAACGUUCUCCAUAUCACAUCUAUUCCAAAACAAGUCAAGUGCAUUCUACUGCCAAUUUGACUCACUAUUUCGAUUCUCAAAUGGAACAUUACAAUAGUGAAGAACAAUCUGCAUGUGGUAGAAAUUGUAAACCUGUCACUGAUGAAAAAGUUGAAAGAUUGAAACAAUUUGCCAAUUUCAAAAUUCCAUUCCAUCAAAUGUUGAAUCAAGCUUAUGAGAAUAAUGCCUACUUUUAUAAUCAACAAGUGGUGGGUGGUAAUCAGUAUCAAAUUUAUGAUAAUGUCAUGGAUGGAAUUUGUAAAGAUUCUGACAUUGUUGUAACCUAUUUCCAUGAACAAUACUUUUUACUUUGUUUGGUAAAGAAUGGAAGAGAAAUUUCUUCACUCAAACAUAUUGUUGGUAGAGAAUUUAUUGUAACUGUUAAAACAUUCACAAAUUCUAAUUUCCAAAAGUCAAUUGAACAAUUCCAAAAUGAAUCUCAUAAAUUCCCAAAAAAGAAAGUCAAUGCUGCCUUAAUUGAGCAAUUAGAUGAAGACGAAAAACCACAAAAGAGAAGCACCUUGAAAAUGAAUGCAGAUCCAACAAGAGCCUACUUUUUCCAAUCCAACUCACAUGCAUGCAUUUUACCAUGGUUGCAAGGUUCCAAAUGUAAAAGUCAAUCCACCACCAUGAACACAAACAACACUGCAAGAAGUGUUGCUGAACUUCCAAAGAAGAGAUGUGUCUUUAUUCAUGGUUAUGGUACCAAUAUGGAAUUCAGUGGAGCUCCAGUUUUCCACUCUAGUCAUUUCAGAGAUGGUGAAUAUUGGGGUAAGAUUGACAAUUACACUCCACAAUGUUCUGAAAGAGUUUUCAUGAGAGAAGAAACAAAUUACAGAGGUUGGAUCAAUACUGAAUUGCAACAAUCUGUUUGUAAUAUCAUUUUGGGUGAUUCAAAGGACAAUGUCAUUAAGAAUACCAUCAUUUUCGCUCACUCUAUGGGAAAUAUGAUGCUUGCUGGAGCAAUCAUGAAUGGAUACUGUUCAAUCGAUAAGGAAACUACAUCAUGGUACAAUAUUAUGGGUCCUAUUCAAGGAACUUCUGUUGCCAAUGCUGGAUCUGCUCUCUGUAAUCACAAGUUGGGUAUUGACAAGUUGGUUACUCAUUUUGGUUUGUGUGAAAAACCAGGUACACCAAGUGAAGCUCUCUAUUCAUUAUCCACUGAAUGUAACUUGUUGCCUCAAAUUAAACCAAUUGUUGAACAGUAUGUAAAGGGAUACAUGUGUGGAGUUAGUAAGCUUGGUGUUCAUCCAAUGUCAGGUAUUUCUAUUGGAUUGAAGAUUGUUGGUUCAACAUUCUUAGCAACUCAUUACAAUGAUGGUGUCGUUCCACUUUACAGUUGUAAGAAUACAAUUCCAGCUCAAGAUUUUGUCAAUGAUUACAGCUCAAACUUUUAUAGAGUUAAGGCCAAUCAUUUCGAUGGAACGUGUGCAAAUGGCGAUGGAUGGUUUGAUUCUUCAUCUCCUUGUUCAUUCUAUUUGAAUAAAUAUUAA